UGCCUCUCCACAAGCCUCUCCUGUGCAGUUAAAUGUGUCCCUGUCUUCAUCGACUGACUCCACUGACUCACAGGAUACAGUAAUUAUUGAAGAAAGCUCUUCCAGUAAAAGAAUUAGAUUAGAUGAUGAAGCUAAAAAGUUGGUGGAAUCCAUUCUUGUCCACAAACCUGGUGGGGAGCAUAUAAUAAAUGAAUACAACCGAUUUAAGACUUUGGGCGAUGAAACGAGGAGGAAAAUGGUGAACAUCCUGGCAGCUGACAUGACAGAAAAGAAUGGGUAAUCUGCAUAUCUUUAACUGUACAUCACCACCAAGGCAGGUUAAAGAAAAAUAUGCCAGAGGAAUUGUGUCUUUGUUCCCUUACCUCAGUGACCCCUUGUCCAAAAAAGGCUACGAGCAUUACUAUGAUGGUGAGAGUGGCACUGGGUACUUGGCAUGGAGAAUCAAAACUAUACAAAGAGGCCUGGCUAAAGAACGAAGAGCAUCAUUUGAUGGUACAGAAUGAAAUUCGGAAAUCACCUUUUUUACCAUUUUUUUCAUAGCUCAUUGUGCCAUCUAUCACAGUUUUGAAGUUUUGUUGCUAUUGAGUUGCCAUAACUUCAAGAAAAACAUGAUUCAGUAGUGCAAAAAACUUCCAACCACCAGUGAUGUUGGAGAACUCCUGCUAGCAGCUGAAUCUCCGUCUGAUGACUCGGAAGAUUGCGUUAAUUUUGGUAAGAUGUUUAAAAUAAUUUAAUACUUAGGUAAUUUUUGUAAUAUUCAUUUAAAAUACUACCUGGCCAAAAAAAGUCGCUGUUUGGAUUUAAAUAGUCAAAUGCUUAAGAGUAUGAUUGGAUCAUCAUUGCAGUGAUUAUUUUUCUGUCGUGUUAUAUGUUUGGGAACAGUUAUUUUAAACGCAUCUGCUGUUGCACAACUAAAUGUUGCUGGAUUAAGUCAAUCUGCUAUAAAUGGUUUUGUUUCAUCUAUGGAGGAAAUGGUUUCUGAGAUUCAUAGUCAGGCCCAGGAUGCAGCCUUGCUCUGCCUGCCUUCACAGGACAACGCUACUAAAAGAAAGCUAGAACAUUCAUUUCAAAACUUGGAAAAUCCAUUUACUUUGUUAAAUUCUGAAGCCAAGCGAAAGAGACUCUUUAUGGAAAAGUGGGGAAUUAUUGAACCAAGUGAAAUCGUGCUUGGCACAAGAUUUGACAGCAGGAGAAAUAAAACUACAGGAAUAUUUGAUCAGGUUGUUGUAACUGAUGAAUUUGCUUAUAUUCCCAUUUUUGAAACACUAAAGGCAAUUUUACAAAAUCCGCAACUUACUGAUUUGUUUAAACCCAGGCAUGUUCCAAAAGAAGGCAUUUAUGUUGACUUAAGUGAUGCAGCAUAUUUUAAAAGUAAUACUUUAUUUUCUACAGAAAAGGAUGCCUUACAAAUUCAGUCAUUUUAUGAUGAUUUUGAGACCGCUAAUCCUUUGGGAUCCAAAAGGGGCAUACACAAAUUGGGUGCUAUCUAUUUUACAUUAAGAAAUUUCCCCCCAGUUUUUAACUCCUCAUUGUUGAAUAUUCAUUUAUGUGCCCUCUUUCAUGCACAGGAUAUUAGGCGCUAUGGUUUUAAUUCUAUACUUGAGCCUUUAGUUAAUGAUUUUAAAGUACUUGAGAUUGAGGGGGUUAAGAAUCCAGUAACUGGAAGUUGUAUCAGGGGUACUAUUGUUCAAGUCACUGGAGAUAAUCUGGGCUUGCACGGCUUGUUUGGGUUUCUCGAGUCAUUUGGGGCUCGAUAUUGCUGUCGUUUCUGUCUUCUUGAGAAAGAUCGCUUUCAGUCUGUGUUCUGUGAAGAUAAUCCUGAGUUUGUACUAAGAACAUCUGAGAUGCAUGCUCUGCACUGUGAAACUUUACAAACUAAUUCUACACUACCCCAUGUUUAUGCUGUCAAACGGACAUGUUUGUUAAAUUCACUCAAGUAUUUCAACACAGCCAACAAUUUUUCAGUGGAUAUAAUGCACGGCAUUCUAGAAGGAGUUGUUCAGCUAGAGGUAAAACUUGUUCUGCAGUACAUUCAGUCUAAUUUUCUGAGCACUGAUGAUAUUGCUGGUAGAGUACAUGCUUUUGACUAUGGUUACAAUCAGCAGAAGAACCGUCCUCCAGUGGUCAAAUUGUUUGAUGGAAGCAACGAUUUGUGUUUAAAUGCAAUCCAAUCUUGGUGCUUGUUGCGCAAUAUGCCCCUAUUAUUUGGUGAUUUAGUCCAAAGAGAUGAUAAACACUGGCAUCUCUUGCUUUUACUUUUGCAAAUUGUCAACAUUGUAUUUUCACCAGUCCUAACAGAAGGCAUGACCAUUUAUCUUAAUUUUUUAAUAAUUGAACAUUCAAAAAAAUUUUUCCUGAAAGAAAUCUUUUGCCAAAGCAUCAUAUAAUGAUACAUUACCCACAGUGUAUAAGAAAAAUUGGACCAAUUCUUCACACGUGGUGCAUGCGUUAUGAAGCUAAACACAAAUUUUUUAAAACGCAAUUAAAAAGUUUAAAAAACAUCACCAAAACACUAGCCAAAAAGCACCAAUUUUGUAUUGCGACGUACUGGGAGUCUUUUAGCCAGUACAGAUUGUCUCUUGGCCCAGGAAAAAUGGUAGAACUCUCUGAACUUAAAUGUGGCCAAGAGAUCGCUUCCAAACUAGGAGUGGGAAUGUCAGAAACUGUCUAUUCUGUAAAGUGGAUCAAACACCACGGCACCGAGUAUCGCCCUGACUUUAUUAUCUGUACAGAAGUAGCAUGUGAGAUGCCAGUGUUUUGUAAGAUCAAGACUAUUGCUGUGAAAGACGAAAAUGUGUUGUUGUGUGGAACACUGAUGGAAACUGAUGACCAUUACCAUGUAUUUACAGUCAGACUGCAUCCAGACCGAGUUUUUAAGGUAGUGAAUAUUAAUGAGCUGUGUUCUUUCAAACCAUUUGAUCUCCAGAUGAAAUAUGGUACAACAGAUUCUGUACUGCAUGUAGUUCCGUAUUGCCAUUUAAUGCAGAUGUGAUGUAUUUUUGUUAAUGUAUGAGUUUUUCCUGAGCCUGAAUGUUC
Micropterus salmoides (largemouth bass) is the source of this 3036-nucleotide messenger RNA. RefSeq lists its product as uncharacterized. NCBI's taxonomy places the organism in Eukaryota, Metazoa, Chordata, Actinopteri, Centrarchiformes, Centrarchidae. The coding region runs from base 963 to 2387 and encodes 474 amino acids. The record is from RefSeq and is a predicted model, not a curated record. The transcript has 4 exons.